Messenger RNA from Polistes dominula (European paper wasp), 1880 nucleotides. RefSeq names its product integrin linked kinase (gene Ilk). Gene Ontology annotation, molecular function: ATP binding; protein serine/threonine kinase activity; protein binding. The record is from RefSeq and is a predicted model, not a curated record. Lineage: Eukaryota; Metazoa; Arthropoda; Insecta; Hymenoptera; Vespidae. Gene Ontology annotation, cellular component: stress fiber; focal adhesion. Gene Ontology annotation, biological process: substrate adhesion-dependent cell spreading; cell-matrix adhesion; integrin-mediated signaling pathway.
AAUUACUUAUUUAUGAUAUUUGACUGACUUGAAUUGAUAAACUCAUUGUCAGUGAAGAAUCCCCUCCAUAAUGAAUGAGUGUGUGUUAUAAAUAAAGUUAUAUAUACAUAUAUAGUUAGCAUAUAUGGUCAAAUGGGUAAUGCGCAUGGGUGCGUUCUCAGAGAAAUGUUAAGUGUGAUCCAUGGAAGAUCGUGGUGAAGAAGAUUCAAGUGUUAGAUUAAUUAAUUACUUACUUUGGACGUUGGUCCUAUUUAUUUUUGUAUAUAUUGAUAUAGGUUGAGAAACAAGUAAGAAGAAAUUUAACAAAUUACUUAAAAACUUCAUAAAUUUACACAAUUUCUUCGAUUUUUAUUGAUAAAGAUAAUAAAAUGGAAGAUAUAUUUCAAUGGUGUCGCGAAGGAAAUGCUAUGCAAGUUCGUGUUUGGUUGGACGACACUGAACAUGACAUGAAUCAAGGCGAUGACCACGGAUUUAGUCCACUCCACUGGUGUUGUAAAGAAGGCCAUCUGAAAUUGGCAGAGUUGCUAGUUAGUAGAGGAGCACGUAUUAAUGCUACCAACAGAGGAGAUGACACUCCGCUACAUCUUGCAUCUGCACAUGGACAUAAGGAAAUUGUUCAGUUGUUAUUGCGAAAUAAAGCAGAUGUAAAUGUAACCAAUGAACAUGGAAAUACUGCUCUUCAUUACGCAUGCUUUUGGGGUGAUCAAGCUGUUGCCGAAGAGUUAGUAGCUGCUGGUGCCUUAGUAUCUAUAGCUAACAAAGAUGGUGAUACUCCUCUUGAUAAAGCUAGAGGACACUUAGCAAAAAGACUACAUGAUAUGGCAGUAGAAUAUGGACAAGAUUUAAAAAAGAUUCAAUUUAAAGAUCAAAGUUGGCUGGGAUUAAAAACUAGGAGCAGAGAUGCCACUUUAUCGAGACACAAAGGUAUCAACAUGGCAGAUCUUGCUUUGCAUACUCAUUUAGCAAGUACUCCAAGCGGAGACACUUGGAGAGGACGUUGGCAAAAUAAUGAUAUCGUAGCCAAAAUUUUAAAUAUACGUGAGUGUACAGCACGUAUAUCCAGAGAUUUUAACGAAGAGUUUCCAAAACUUCGAAUAUUUUCCCAUCCAAAUGUUCUUCCGGUUCUUGGUUGUGUAAAUCAACCGCCACAAUUAGCGACAGUUUCACAAUACAUGGCUAGAGGAAGUUUGCAUAGGCUCUUACAUGGAGGUACUGGCGUUGUCGUUGAUACUGCACGAGCACUUCGCUUAGCCCUUGAUGUGGCAAGAGCUAUGGCUUUUCUUCAUGGAUUGGAAAGGCAAAAUAGAUGCAGGUUUCAACUCAACAGUAAACAUAUUAUGAUCGACGAAGAUUUAACUGCUCGUGUAAAUAUGGCAGAUUCGAAAUUUUCUUUCCAAGAGGUUGGACGUAUAUACGAACCAGCCUGGAUGUCUCCGGAAGCCCUUAGCAAAAGACCUGCCGAUAUCAAUUUAGAAGCUAGCGAUAUGUGGAGCUUUGCUGUUCUUUUGUGGGAACUUGCUACAAGAGAAGUGCCUUUUGCUGAUCUUUCUCCCAUGGAAUGUGGAAUGAAGAUAGCGUUGGAAGAAUUGCGUGUUAGUAUACCACCAGGUAUAUCUCCGCAUCUUGCCAAAUUAAUCAGAAUUUGCAUGAAUGAAGAUCCAGGGAAACGUCCCUCAUUUGACAUGGUCGUACCUAUUCUUGAUAAAAUGAAACGUUAACGGUACUAAAAAUGAACAAAAUUAAAUCUCCCAGAAAUAUCAUAAUUUUACUUACUCUUUUUACAAUACAUGUGCUUUUCGAAACAAUAUUGUUUCGAAUUGUUACGACUAUAACAUAUUUUAUAUUGUUUUAUAGAAACUAAAACAUUAUUCAUGUCUCGA